AUGGCCUACGACCCCCGACUAGUAUCCUCCACAAGUACCAGUGCAGGCACUGCGUCGACCGCCACACCACCGCCCCCACCUCCUCCACCCCUGGAGCAACACCAACCAGUGCAACAAACGGACAACUACAAACUCCGCUUCUGCACGGUAUGCGCCUCGAACCAAAACCGCUCAAUGGAAGCGCACCUCCGCCUCUCAACCGCCACCCCCUCCCCGUUCCCGGUAAUCUCCUUCGGGACGGGGUCCCUGGUGCGCCUACCGGGGCCGACAGUGCACCAGCCCAACAUCUACCACUUCAACACGACGAGCUACACGCAGAUGUACGAGGAGCUGCAGGCGAAGGACGAGCGGCUGUACCGGUACAACGGGCUGCUGAACAUGCUGGACCGCAACCGGAACCUCAAAUGGGGGCCGGAGCGGUUCCAGGACUGGGUGCCGGGGGUGCCACGCGUCGACCACGUCGCCAAGGGCGACAAGGGCGCGCUGGGCACCGAGGGCGGCGUCGUCGAUGUCAUUAUCACCUGCGAGGAGCGCUGCUGGGACGCCGUCGUCGACGACCUCAUGGCGAAGGGCGCCCCGCUCAACCGCCCCGUGCAUGUCUUCAAUGUCGACAUCAAGGAUAACCAUGAGGAGGCCCUGGUCGGCGGGAAGGCGAUUCUGGAGUUGGCGAAUUGGUUGAAUGAGGCGGCGAGACAGGAGCGGCGGCGCGCUGCUGCUACUGCUGCUGCUGCGCCGGGUGGUGGUGCUGCUGCUGCUUCGGGGAUGGAAGGGUGGGAGAAUGGGCACGGUGAGGCGAGGCGGAAUUUCGAUGAGCGCGUCCCUGAGAUCUUGGCGGCGUGGCAGGAAAAAUGGCCGCAUUUGCCGGCUUUGUGGACGUUGGCGUGGUUGUAA
Aspergillus saccharolyticus JOP 1030-1 is the source of this 891-nucleotide messenger RNA. It is a transcript of the gene ssuA, whose product is annotated as RNA polymerase II subunit A C-terminal domain phosphatase. The transcript is spliced from 2 exons. Bases 1 to 891 code for a protein of 296 amino acids. Gene Ontology annotation, molecular function: RNA polymerase II CTD heptapeptide repeat phosphatase activity. The record is from RefSeq and is a predicted model, not a curated record. Gene Ontology annotation, cellular component: mRNA cleavage and polyadenylation specificity factor complex; nucleus. NCBI's taxonomy places the organism in Eukaryota, Fungi, Ascomycota, Eurotiomycetes, Eurotiales, Aspergillaceae. Gene Ontology annotation, biological process: termination of RNA polymerase II transcription.